Photinus pyralis (common eastern firefly) is the source of this 897-nucleotide messenger RNA. RefSeq names its product proteasome subunit alpha type-2 (gene Prosalpha2). Bases 114 to 821 code for a protein of 235 amino acids. NCBI's taxonomy places the organism in Eukaryota, Metazoa, Arthropoda, Insecta, Coleoptera, Lampyridae. Gene Ontology annotation, biological process: ubiquitin-dependent protein catabolic process. The transcript has 4 exons. Gene Ontology annotation, cellular component: proteasome core complex; proteasome core complex, alpha-subunit complex. The record is from RefSeq and is a predicted model, not a curated record.
CAUGAAAAUUGAAAUGUAGUUUUCUAUUUUAACAUCUACAAACAUAACCUAAACUAUAACAUUUGUGCUUAUCAUCAUUACAUUUACAGUAAAUUUCCUCGUUCGUUGUAAUUAUGGCAUCUUCAGAACGAUACAGUUUCUCAUUAACGACCUUCAGCCCUUCGGGGAAACUUGUCCAAAUUGAAUAUGCCUUGGCUGCAGUUGCUGCUGGAGCACCUUCGGUUGGAAUUAAAGCUUCCAAUGGCGUGAUUAUUGCUACAGAGAAUAAGCAUAAGUCGAUUCUUUAUGAUGAACACAGCGUGCAUAAAGUUGAAAUGAUUACGCAGCAUAUCGGAAUGGUGUAUUCUGGUAUGGGACCGGAUUAUCGACUCUUAGUGAAACAAGCAAGAAAAAUUGCACAACAAUAUACUUUGGUUUAUAACGAGCCAAUACCAACAGCUCAAUUGGUCCAACGUGUAGCAGCAGUAAUGCAGGAAUACACACAAUCUGGGGGAGUAAGACCAUUUGGAGUUUCGUUACUCAUUUGCGGUUGGGAUAACAAUAGACCGUACCUUUUUCAAUGUGAUCCUUCUGGUGCCUACUUUGCGUGGAAAGCAACAGCAAUGGGCAAGAACUUUAUUAAUGGCAAAACAUUUUUGGAGAAAAGGUACAGUGAAGACUUGGAACUGGAUGAUGCUGUACACACUGCUAUAUUAACAUUAAAAGAAAGCUUUGAGGGGCAAAUGACUGCCGACAAUAUUGAAGUGGGAAUCUGUGAUGCUUCUGGAUUUAAAAGAUUAGACCCAUCCCAUGUUAAAGAUUACUUAGCAAAUAUUCCGUAAUUUUUUUUCUUAAACAUGUAUUUUUAAUCUGAAAUUUUGUAUUCUAACUUAAAAUACACUUGCAGAAAUGAUGUGA